Molecule: messenger RNA, 1296 nt
Organism: Mytilinidion resinicola
Lineage: Eukaryota; Fungi; Ascomycota; Dothideomycetes; Mytilinidiales; Mytilinidiaceae
Product: S-adenosyl-L-methionine-dependent methyltransferase
Exons: 4
Coding region: 1-1296 (431 amino acids)
Molecular function (GO): O-methyltransferase activity
Source: RefSeq, a predicted model, not a curated record
AUGGCCACGAUUUCAGAGCUUGCAAAGGAAGUAUCCUCCAAAGCAGCCGAGCUCGAACAACUCAUGAAUGAAGCAAGCUUGGCACAGCCUUCGUUCAGCGAGCACAGCGCUCACGACUUCGACUCCCGACAUUCCCAGAACACGAAUACUGAGGCGCUGCGUCGAGCGCGCAAUGCUUUGAUCAAUGCAACACAAGGUUUAACCCAACUGACCAUGGGUCCUAUCGACUACCUCUGCUCUCUAUCUUGGUCCGCAGCCAAAGUUGCCAAUUUGGGCAGUCUCAUACGACUGGAAAUUCCGCGGCGCAUUCCUCUUGGCAAGACUCGUAACCUGGACGAUUUAGUGGCCGAGAUAGGCUUACCGGCCGUCGUAACAACCCGCGUAAUUCGCUACGCCAUCGCCAACGGCAUCUUUUACGAGGAUCCGAUUAGCGUGAUCGGCCACACCGCUAGCUCUGCGAAACUCGCCUCCGACCGCGAUCUUCACAACUACUGCUUGAUGUGGUCGGCCGAGAUUUCCUCGCAUCUUGUAAAGCUCCCCGAGGCUCUUUACAAAAAACAGGUCUAUGGGCCGAAAGGCCCGGACUCUGCGGCCAAUCUUGCCUUUCCCGAAUAUGUGGACAUUUUUGAGUAUUUCGAGAAAAGGACCGAUGCGGCCCAGCGGUACUCGCUGUAUUUGGGAUCCCGCGCCAAGAUCCCUUGUUGGUCCGUUGAUUUCUUGAUUGGAGCUUGGGAUUGGGAUUCGCUAGGCUCCGGCACAGUUGUCGAUGUCGGAGGCUCUGCAGGGUCCACUAGUAUCAUCUUAGCACAGGCCUUCCCCUUUCUCCGUCUCGUGAGUGAAGAUAUCGCACCAGCAGCUCUCAAGGAAGGUGAAGCAGUCGUCCAACAGCUACAACUCGACUCACGCAUUUCUUUUGCGCAUCAUGAUUUUUUCAAGCCUCAGAAGAUAUCCGCCAAAGCAUACAUCUUCAAGAGCAUUUUACACGACUGGCCAGAUGAUAUCUGCAUAAAAAUUCUCCAGGCUUUGCUUCCAGCCCUUGAAUCUGGUGCGCAUGUGUUGAUUGCAGAGACGUUGAUGCCUGCAGCGCCUGCACUGCGGACCAAUGCGUGGGAUUUUGAAGGCAGAAGAGUCGAGGACCAGAUCAUGAUUGCAGGUCACGGCGCACAUGAACGAACCCUUGAACAGUUCAAGGCUAUAUUUGCAGCAGCAAGUGAUUCGUUCCACUUUGCAGGAGCCAAAGAAGGGGCUGAAGGGUCGAUGUUCUCUCUCAUAGACUUUGAGUUCCGCCAGGGCUAG